UGGAUGAGAGCCUCACAGCGCAGCUCAAACGCUCCCGUUUUCUAUGGCGGCAUCGACGUCGUCCUCGUCCUCUGACUCAUCCAGCCGGGACCACCGUCGCCGGCGUCUUCAUCGCCGAGAAAAAGAUGACGCCCUCAAGAUCCGCAAGAAGAGUCGCUCUCACACGAAGCGUCGCCGUCGGCACUCCGAUUCUUCAUCCUCCUCCUCCAUCGAUUAUUCCAGGAGUGAUGGUUCUUCUGACAGUGAGCAUGAAACAUCUAAUCAUUCGAAGAGACGCAAACACAAUGACAGGCCCAAGAAGAAUAAGGAAAAAGAAAGAAGCAAGAGUCACCACCGAAAACGUCAUAAGCAAAAAGAUAAAGAGAAGGAGCAGGAUGAGAGGAGCAGCAGUCCUGUACAGCUUUCUAAGUUUUUAGGGCGUGGCAAAGAUGACAGUGUCCGCCGCAGUGCUGUCUCUGGAAAAAAGAUUCUAUUGAAGCUUGACAAAUCAAAGGAAGAUAAGGCAGCAGAAAACAAACGAAACGAAUUGCUGAAAUUCUUGAAUGCUAGUUAUGAUUGAUAUGUGUGGAGCUUGAGGGCAAUGCAAUAGAAUUGAGAAGUGAGUGAAGGAACUGGAUCAGCUUCCAAGUCCAUCCAAUAUUCUUUCUCAGGGAGCAUGGACCAAGUUGUUCAGCAUGGGGUCGAAUUCAUAUGAUGUGUUUACAAGAAAUGCAAGACAUUAUAUUUUUACAGCCUGGAGCUUUUGUAAGAACUAUGAUGAGAACCCUUGAUAUAUGGGUGUGAUGGUGUAUUUUAUCGGACCGACGUGCUCUCUUAAUUGAAAUCUAUUUGAUUAGAUACAAAUGACCUUGAGCAUUUAAA
Vitis riparia (riverbank grape) is the source of this 861-nucleotide messenger RNA. Its product is annotated as peptidyl-prolyl cis-trans isomerase G. The transcript is spliced from 6 exons. NCBI's taxonomy places the organism in Eukaryota, Viridiplantae, Streptophyta, Magnoliopsida, Vitales, Vitaceae. Bases 44 to 559 code for a protein of 171 amino acids. The record is from RefSeq and is a predicted model, not a curated record.